Fulvia fulva is the source of this 1926-nucleotide messenger RNA. RefSeq lists its product as uncharacterized. Bases 1 to 1926 code for a protein of 641 amino acids. The transcript has 6 exons. NCBI's taxonomy places the organism in Eukaryota, Fungi, Ascomycota, Dothideomycetes, Mycosphaerellales, Mycosphaerellaceae. The record is from RefSeq and is a predicted model, not a curated record.
AUGCUGUUCUUUCUGCUGUUGGUUGGGAUUGUAUUCACGAUGUCGCACGAAGAGGAGGGUCAUCUACCUCUGUUCAAGAGUCCCCUUCUCUAUGGAGACGAGGGCCAUUCAUCGAUCAGCAGUCAAGAUGAAGGUGCAAUCAAGCACGCACACCAUCAAGUCUCCACGAACGACGACCAAACUCUCCACGACAACCCACAAUACCACCGACACGCAGAAGCAACCACCGCCGAGCUCUUCUACGACCUCUUCUUCGUCGCCAAUUUGACAGUCUUCACCAACGUCCACGAAGUCAACGAUGGCGAGACGCUGAAGCAGUAUAUUGGCUUCUUCUGCGUGCUGUGGUUCACAUGGUAUCAAGUCAGCCUUUACGACGUCCGCUUCUCUACCGACUCCGUGUUCGAACGCAGCGCCAAAGCGAUUCAGUUCCUCGUGAUGAUCGGCUUCGCCAUCACUGGUCCUAAGUUCGACGUCGGGAAAGCGAAGAAGGAUGAAGACUCCAAGGGACCAUCCCUCGUCUACUUCAAGGCCCUGACGCUCGUUCUCAUGGUCAGCCGGCUCGUGCUGGUCUUUCAAUAUCUGCAGUCGCUAUGGUUCACUCGACAUUACAAGAAGACUAUCCUGCCCAUGCUAAUGAUCGCAUCCACUUACUUUGUUGCGGCGAUCAUAUAUCUGGGAUUGUUCUGGAGUUUCCACCUCAACGGCACGGGCAAGAACCAUUCAUACAUUGCAUGGUACAUCGUAGCGAUCUGCGAGACGAUCGUUGCGACGGCGGUAUCAUCUGUGUACCGCAACAUCUCCUUCAAGGGAACACAUCUGGUCCAACGGAUGUCACUGCUGACGCUCAUCAUCCUGGGUGAGGGCGUUAUUGUUGUGGCCAAGACGUGCCAGAAGAUUGUCAAAGCUGAGGGAGUGCUGAAGUUCAGUGGAUCUACGAUUGGGAGCAUCAUCUCGGCGAUUCUCAUCCUCUACUUCAUCUACAUGCUCUACUUCGACUGGAUGGAAGAAGAGCACUUCGGCACCAUCUGGCAGCAAAUCUGGUCGUUCUUACACUUUCCCCUGCACCUCGCUCUAGUCCUCGCAGUCGAAGGUGUCGCUCAAUCCAUCAGCUGGCGUGCCGCAAUCACCCGCUUCAACGCCUUCGACACCCAAUUCGUCACCUGGUACAACGCCCUCAACACCACCAACGUCCCCGCCUCCACCUACGCCUCCAUCUCCUCGGAACUCUACAACACAACCUUCGACAUCACCUACGCAGCCCUCACCAACUCCGCCUCCCUCGGCGGCACCCUCGACCUCAUCUACGACCUUCCCAACAUCCAGAACGCCACGGCUGUCAUCGCCAGUGGCACCUCAGACCCAGAGUUGGCGUUGCUGGCGAUGGAGUGGACAUACUAUAAUAGUGUGAAGACGAUUUUGAAUGUGGCGGGGUUCUCCCCGCCGGAGAAUUUCACGGCGCAGACCGUGAAGGCUGAGAAUGCGGCGGUUCAGAUUGGGGUGGAUUUUGCUGAGUUUGAGGCUUUUGAGGAUAGUACGAAUGUGUUGAAUAGGACUAUUCGGGUGUUUGGGGAGACUUUUGUAAGGGUUUCGCCCCCUUCCACCUUCGUGGUCUCGCUAAUGCUUGGACAGAUUUACUUCCUCGUCGCCAUCGGCCUCUUUCUCGUGAUCUGUACUCUCAUCGCCGCACUGAGUAAACGCGAGAAGAGGCGCUUCCACUGGGUUCGGUUAGGAGCUACGGCGGUGAUUGGAGUUAUGCUCUGUCUCAUGUCGAUUAUGGCGACGACCGCGUAUGGGACGAACUUUAUUAUCAGUGUGUGGGUUCUGCCCACGGUUAUGAUUGUUUUGUUUGUUGCGGUUGUGCUGAAUAGCAUCAAGCCUGCAUUCCCAGAUUUGAAGAAGAUGUCGAGGAUGGGGAGUAGGCAUUGA